Oenanthe melanoleuca is the source of this 2809-nucleotide messenger RNA. RefSeq names its product tigger transposable element derived 4 (gene TIGD4). The record is from RefSeq and is a predicted model, not a curated record. Gene Ontology annotation, molecular function: DNA binding. NCBI's taxonomy places the organism in Eukaryota, Metazoa, Chordata, Aves, Passeriformes, Muscicapidae. Gene Ontology annotation, cellular component: nucleus.
GAUGAGGCCGCCUGCUGGGAGAGCAACCGGAUCGGCGGAGGAGGAGCGUGCUCGUCAGUGGGUGCGGAUGAGCGCACCUGGGAGUCGCUGCUCGGUGCCGUGGCAGAGGCUUUGCCCGAACCCACAGUGAGGAGAAAAAAGAGCAUAUCUAUCGAGGAGAAAAUUGACAUCAUAAGCGCUGUGAAGAGCGGCAAGAAAAAGGCGGACAUUGCAGCCAAGUGUGGCAUCAAGAACUCCCUGUCUUAUAUGAAGAAUAAGGAAAAAGUUUUGGCAGCCUUUGAAACUUUACGGUUUGAUCCUAGAAGGAAAAGACUGAGGACUGCUUUUUAUGCCGACCUGGAGGAGGCAUAGUGGUACAGAAUUGCACAGUGCUUGAAUGUGCCUGUCAAUGGCCGUAUGUUGCGCCUCAAGGCGAAUGACUUUGCCCAGAAGCUUGGACACAGUGAUUUUAUAUGUAGCAAUGGCUGGCUCGAUCGUUUCAAAUCAAGGUAUGGUUUAGUUUUCAGAGCUGAGCCUGUAAAAACAGCUACUGCUCCUGCAGUGGAUGCUCCAACUCUUUGGUACCAAAAUGUGCUUCCUUAUUUUUUAAAUUAUUAUCGGCCAAAAAAUGUGUUUUACAUACAGGAGACUAGGUUGUUGUAUCAGAUGUUACCACAUAACACGUUUGCAUUUAAAGGGGAAACUUGCUCUGUAGGUAAACAAAGCAAAGAGAGCAUUACUUUAGUGCUGGGUACAAAUAUGGCUGGCUCUAAAGUCCUACUGCUCAUUAUAGGAAAAAACAAAAAUGAAUGCUCUUUUGAAGAUGUGAAAUCGCUGCCAGUGAAUUAUGAAGUAAAUGAUGAGGCAUGCAUGACUGCAGGAAUCUUUGAACAGUGGAUGCAUAAACUUGAUAACAGAUUUCAAGCACAGCAGCGCCAAGUGGUUAUUCUUGUUGAUUCUCUCCCACCUCACACAGAAGUAAAGAACCUGAUGACUGUCAAAUUAGUGUUCUUUCCUCCAGACUCUUCUUCAUGUAUAGUUAUGAAAGAAAGGAUUAUCAGAAGUCUGAAGGUUAAGUACAGGCACUGUCUUAUCAAGAGGUUUGUUGACUGUGUAGAAAGUAAUAAAGAGUUUAUGCUGACCCUUCUUGAUGCAAUUAAGAUGCUGCACCUGUGCUGGGGGAGAACGCCAGAGACUAUUGUAAAAAGUUACAAUGGAGCAACUUGCAAAUUAGAAACUGAGAGAAAUUAUAACGGCAAUGAGGUUGAAAGUGAUUUUGAUUUGAUUGCUAAUGCACGCACAGCUGGAGUAGAGUUUCCAGAGGGUUUGUCUUUGGAAGAAUGUGCGGCUCUAGAUGAUGACUUGGUAACUUAUGAAGUGCCUACAAAUAAUGAAAGGAUGUGCGCCAAAGAAAGUGCGUCAAAUAAAGAUGAGGCAUUUGUUGGUGCUGAGGAUAAGGAUGAAGGUCAUCGACUUCAGGGAGUUGAACAGCUUUUACCAUCCAAAAACGAGGCUUUGAGUGCUUUAGAUACCCUUUGGAAGUUUCUCAGAAGUUAAGACACAGAUGAUUCUCUUUACGAUUCCCUAGCUGACUUGGAGAAUUUUAUUCAACAUGUAGCAUGUGAAUAAAUAUUUUAGCGAAGUGGGAAGGCAUGUAAUUGGAAAAAAGAAAUUACAUAAUCAAAGAUAGUUAAAUAACAAGCAUUGCUGAAAUGUUCUUUGGUGUGCUUUGCUCAGGUGCCUAGGAGAACAUAAUAAAACCAUGAAAAAGGGCUAUGAACUGAAAUUUUCCACAAAAUCAGGAACAAACACAUAUUUGAGGUAGAGAAAAGGAGUAAGCUGAACCCUUAAAAUGCUGACUGUGGAAGCAAAAGAAAUUUUUUGAGCAGUUUCGUGCACUCAGGAUAAGCUGUUGACCACUUGGAAUUCUUUCUUCAAGAAAUGACUAGCACUUCUACACAAAAAUAAUUCCACUAGUGUUUGAGUAAAUAUUUAUCACCUUUUGCUUAUUUAAAUAUUAAAAACCUAUAUGCUUUUGAUAUGUAAACACAAAAUUGAAUAACACAGAAAAUACUUGCUUAAGUUCUUAGAAGUAAGGCAUUUUAAAAAGAAAUAUUUUUUGCCCUUCAUCCAGAAUUCUGGCUAUCAUUUACUCUUGCAGCAGAUGAUGAACAGCAGAAAGUUACCACAGCUUUGAAAGUGUUGUUUUGUUUUCUUAAAACUGCUCAUGUGUGGAUGGAUACACUCGAAUGGCAUAGUCAUUUUCCAAGAGUCAAAAGGCAAACAAACCUUUCUAGGUCUUUGAAGAGGUCAAAAAGGGAGGUCAUUCUCUGCUUUUCAGCCUUUUUGGUGCAUAGAUUUGAUGUAGGCAUUUCUGUGCAACUCUAUAUAUUUCUACAGUAAAUUGAGAAAAAAACCAAACAGUAUCUGCAGUAAAAACCUCGCUGAACUCAUGUUUUAUUUUCAAUAUUGGAGGCUUUGCUGUAGGAUUCAAUGCACUAAUGUGGUUUAUCACUAUAAGUCCCAUUAACAAGGGUGCUGUUAGCAUGAUUGCAGUGUGAAAUUGUGUAAAUCACAGUACAUUUAAAUGUCUUUGAGUAUGCAUUUCAAACAAUGUCAUCAUAUCAGAGCCAAAAUCCACUGUGUAUAUGACCUGACUUUUUUCAAAACCUGUUUUAAAUCUUAUCCAUAUCUAUCAAUUUGAUUUUUUUUCAAAAGUUGGAGAUUAUAAUUUUUCUAAUUUAGAGGAAGAAGAAAAUAUUUUAUGGAUGGCCUUUAGGAAGCCUGCAUAAUAAAAAAUCUAUUAUGCUGUCUAUAAUUAAACCGUAAG